CUGCGAGCCGCUCAGAAGCUCCCGGAGACGGACGUGGACGCUUCGCUUUGUGGAUGAACGCUUUGUCUGUCCUUUAUGAAAGCGGAGUACGAAUUCCCCGGGACGGGCUGCUGGCUUCGACAGUAGCAUCAGAGGAGUCGGGAAGUUUUACAGGUAUCCUGGAGACAUUUUUGCACCAUGCAGGAGGCAGUUGACACCGCUGUGCCCGCUUUAGGCCUGCCCAUGGGGACCGGAGAGUUCUCCGAGCAGCAGAUGGGCCUCGCCGACAAGAUCCCUUUGGUGAAGCCCUACUUUAAAAAGAAACACGCACAGAGAAAACUGGACACAAAAUGCUUACGUGCUUUAGAGGACCCUAUUUUGAGCACAUUAUUAAACUCGGACUCCCUCGUGUCAGGGGACGGAGUGUUUGUUCCACGUAACCCGGCUCAACCUCAGCGGAAUAUAUGCACCGCCGCCGUAGAGAAGCAGUCGAGGAUUAGUCAGGUGUGCCUGAAGGAGGAAGAUGAGGAGGAGAGCACGGACACUGAUGUGGCCGCGAGCGAGCUCGCGGGGGAACAGAAGGUGACGGAUAUUCAGCGGGUGUCAAUAGACACUAAUGAGCGUCGCUUCCAGCCCCAGGAGCGCGACGAGGUGGCGCCCUCCUCCGUCGUUUCGGGGUCGAAGUUAAAUGACAUCUACACCACUGAGACUUUGCAGGGUGCAAAUUGCCUCGCCAUCAAAGAGGGCGAGAUCUUUCAGGAUAAAAGCGAGGAGGCCUCUUUGGAUCUAGUGUUUGAACUCCUGACCCAGCUCCAGUAUCACACGCAUCAAGGGGACGCUGUAUCGAUCUGUGUGGAUUUCCUCCAGGGCGUUUGCGUCUAUGGCAGUGACUGUGCCCAGCACCACACCGUUUUACCUUACCACUGGCAAAUCCGCAGAGCAGAUACGCAGAUCUGGCAGAGCAUAUCGGAUGACUCUCAAGAACAACUGGAAAGGCUUUAUUGCAACCCUGACAACGAACAUGUCAGACUUAAGUUUCUCGGUCGAGUGUUUACGUUGGACUUCAGUGCCAUGCGAGUUUGUGACCUGGAGUUUGACCUUGUCAGGCGUCUGUCCACGCCUUCCAGCUCCACAGCCACGCCCACAAACACAAGCCCCACCCCUAACUGCCUGACUGUGUGGAAGUACUACUGUAGAGAUAACUUUGGCUGGAGAGAAUAUUCAGAGCCGGUGGUUCGGUUGAUUGAGGAGGCCAGCGGCCGAGGACUGAAGGAGGUCCGUUUCAUCACGCUGCAGAAUCAGUACAUCUUGAACAUCCGCGAGGGCUUCCAGCAAAAUGCUGUUUUCGGUUUCCGCCGGCAGAUCAAAAAGCGACCGCUGUUCAGGUCCUCCAUCAUGCUCACGCCUUACCUCCAGACUCUCGGUGGCCUUUCCUCAGCAUUUCUCUCCUCACUGGAAAGUUCUGGAAACCAACCUCUCUCUCCUACGUCAAACGGUCCCUCCAAAGUGUACCCUGAGACUUGGUUACCCAUGAACACCAGUCAGGACUACCUGCAGGUGCCCGUCUCCCGAGAUGACCGCAGCUACCGGACUGUCUAUAGCCUCUUCCACAAGACCGUAUCUGAGACCAAGUUCCGCAUCCUGAAGAUCCUCCGUGUCCAAAACCCCUUCCUCUGGGAGAAAUACAAAAGGAAGAAGGAAUACAUGUCACGGAGAAUGACAGAAAUGGACCGCAUGCUAAACGAACGCCACCUGUUCCACGGCACGUCCCAGGAUGUGGUGGAGGGCAUCUGCAAGCACAAUUUUGACCCACGUGUGUGCGGCAAGCACGCCACCAUGUUCGGCCAAGGCAGCUACUUUGCACGCAAGGCUGUCUAUUCUCACAACUUCUCCAAGCGCUCGCCCCGUGGUGUGCACUACAUGUUUCUGGCCAAAGUCUUGACAGGCAAGUUCACAGUGGGCAACCCUUCCAUGCGCCGACCACCUCCCCUGAAUCCAAGAGAACCCUCCAGUGACUUAUUUGACUCCUGCGUGGACAACUGGAUGGACCCGCAGAUCUUUGUCAUCUUCAGCGAUGAUCAGAGUUAUCCUUACUUCAUCAUUCAAUAUGAAGAGGUGGGCAAUACAGUGGCUAUUUGAAGAU
Messenger RNA from Labeo rohita (rohu), 2122 nucleotides. RefSeq names its product TCDD-inducible poly(ADP-ribose) polymerase (gene tiparp). NCBI's taxonomy places the organism in Eukaryota, Metazoa, Chordata, Actinopteri, Cypriniformes, Cyprinidae. Gene Ontology annotation, molecular function: NAD+ poly-ADP-ribosyltransferase activity; zinc ion binding. The transcript is spliced from 6 exons. The coding region runs from base 178 to 2118 and encodes 646 amino acids. The record is from RefSeq and is a predicted model, not a curated record.